This is a messenger RNA of Thelazia callipaeda (thelaziosis nematode), 873 nucleotides long. The record is from the annotation of a GenBank genome assembly. NCBI's taxonomy places the organism in Eukaryota, Metazoa, Nematoda, Chromadorea, Rhabditida, Thelaziidae.
AUGUUGCAUAUUUUAUUGCUGACAUUAUCAAUUUUGGUGCCUUACACAUAUGGAGCAGUUGGUGGAUUAGUUGGACGUACUCAGUCUGCUGGUGCAAAAGGUUUUCUUACCUGUAAUGGUCGACCAGAAAGUGGCGUACUCAUUAAAUUGUAUGAUGACGACAGAGGAUUCGAUAUUGAUGACUUUAUGGGUGAAACGAUAACAGACUCACAGGGAUUUUUUCAAGUUCAAGGAUAUAAUGCGGAAAUAUCACCAAUUGACCCUAAAAUCAACAUUUAUCAUGAUUGUAAUGAUGGCUGGUGGCCUUGUCAACGAAAAGUUAGCAUAAUGAUUCCGGAUCAAUUUAUAUCUAUCGGAAAUGUGCCUCAAAAAUUGUAUGAUCUUGGAACGAUGGAACUUGCAGUUUCUAGUCUUAAUCAUAAAUUUAGGCCUGCAAUGAUGUUCCGGUCUAUAAUAGUGUUAACUUUGUGUCCCACUGUAUUUAGUGCAAUUGGUGGUAUUGUGGGGCGAGCACAAAGUACCGGUAUAAGGGGUAGAUUGCUAUGCAAUGGUAAACCUGCUUCCAGAGUACUAGUAAAAUUAUACGAUGACGACAGAGGCCUGGACAUGGAUGACUUCAUGGGUGAAACAAAAACUAACUCACAAGGUGACUUUGAACUUCAAGGUUAUAUUCAUGAAUUCACACCAAUCGAUCCAAAAAUGAACAUUUAUCAUGACUGCAAUGAUGAAUGGAAGCCUUGUCAAAGAAAAAUCAGCAUCAUGAUACCGAAUGGAUAUAUAACAGAAGCUAAAAAACCGACCAAAUGGUAUAAUGCGGGGACUAUAGAACUAGCUGGAAAAUUUGCUGGUGAAACUCGUGACUGCAUACACUAG